AUGCUUGAAAAGUGUAUGGUGGCUCAUUCUGAUUACUAUCAUCCCAUUCUGGCGGCUGAGAAAAGUGCGGCUGAAGUGCUGAUGAAAGGUUUCAUACCAUCAACUGUUGUGCGCAAUUUAGUGGAAGGCAAAGAAGACGUAGAGGUGAAUGAGGAGGAAGCAGAGAUGUUAUUCGCCUUUAUGGAAGGAGGUGUCUGUAAAGACUCAUUCACUGCCUACGUAGAUUGUAGUGAGACGAAGCUACGAAGAACAAGGAAGAUACGUCAGCCAAGUUAG
Messenger RNA from Eruca vesicaria subsp. sativa (arugula), 276 nucleotides. Lineage: Eukaryota; Viridiplantae; Streptophyta; Magnoliopsida; Brassicales; Brassicaceae. The record is from the annotation of a GenBank genome assembly.